UGAAAGCUAACAUGGCUUUCCUCUAAACAGUACAGGAAGUCACAAAGUCCACCUAUGGAUGAGGAGUAAUUCUGUUUCCAGUGUUGGGGAAAACUGAACUGUGGUCAGAGCAGCAGAAACAUUGCAGAACAUUAUAUCUUACAGUCUUCCUUGUGAAUUCCACCACUUCACCCACACCUUCAGCAUGAGCGGCCUGCUAGGGAAACUGGACCCUCGCAGGAUACAGCUGGGCUCAACAUGGAACACCUUCACAUCCCGUGUCCUGAGGACCAAACCCGUGGAGUCGAUGUUGGAUUCAGCCAUGACGGGCACCAGCUCGCACGGGACCAGACUGGCCCGGGUCUUAUCCACAGUGGACCUGGUGUCGCUAGGGGUUGGCAGCUGCGUCGGGACGGGGAUGUAUGUGGUCUCGGGGCUGGUUGCCAAGGAGAUGGCUGGACCUGGGGUGAUUGUGUCUUUUAUUAUCGCUGCUGUGGCGUCCAUACUGUCAGGAGUGUGUUACGCAGAGUUUGGAGUACGUGUGCCAAAGACCACAGGUUCAGCCUACACAUACAGCUAUGUGACGGUGGGGGAGUGCGUGGCCUUCUUCAUAGGCUGGAACCUGAUUCUGGAGUAUCUGAUUGGCACAGCAGCAGGGGCGUCAGCUCUCAGCAGCAUGGCAGACUCUCUGGCCAAUCACACCAUCAGCAACUUCAUGAUUUCACGCAUCGGAACGCUCAACGGCCUGGGUAAAGGAGAACAGGCCUACCCAGACCUGCUGGCGCUGCUAAUAGCACUGUUGGUGACGGUGAUCGUGGCUUUAGGAGUGAAGAACUCUGUGGGCUUCAACAACGCGCUGAACAUCAUCAACCUCAUUGUAUGGGUGUUCAUGAUGAUCGCUGGACUGUUCUUUGUCAACGGAGAGAACUGGGACGAAGGAAGGUUCCUGCCUUUUGGGUGGUCAGGGGUGAUGCAGGGUGCUGCCACGUGUUUCUAUGCCUUCAUUGGAUUUGACAUCAUUGCCACAACAGGAGAGGAGGCCAAGAGUCCCAACACCUCCAUUCCCUAUGCUAUCACUGCCUCACUCAUCACCUGUCUCACUGCCUAUGUCUCUGUCUCUGUGAUCCUAACAUUAAUGGUUCCGUACACUGAAAUCGAUGCCGACGCUCCACUGAUGGAAAUGUUUGCCGUGCACGGCUGCAUGUUUGCAAAAUACAUUGUUGCUGUUGGAUCUAUAGCUGGACUCACUGUCUCUCUGCUGGGGUCCCUGUUCCCCAUGCCCAGGGUCAUCUAUGCCAUGGCAGGAGACGGCCUGCUCUUUAAGUUCCUGGCCCAUGUGUCCUCGUACACAGAGACCCCUGCUGUCGCCUGUGUGGUGUCAGGCUUUCUGGCAGCCCUCCUGUCCCUUCUGGUCAGCCUCAGAGACCUCAUAGAGAUGAUGUCUAUAGGAACUUUGCUGGCUUAUACUCUAGUCAGCCUCUGUGUCCUCCUCCUCCGUUACCAACCUGAGGGUGACAUCCACGGCUUUGUGAACUUCCUCUCUGAGGAGCAGAGCAAGAAGAAAAAGGAAGGCAUUUUAGCCGAGUGUGAGAAAGACGCCUGCUCACCAACCAGCGAGGCCGACGAGUAUGGCGGUCCGCCCACGAACACCUGCGGAGCCAAAAACCUGCCGUCCCUCGGAGACAACGAGAUGCUGAUCGGCAAACCGGACAAGAACGCGUACACUGCCAGCCACCCUAACUACGGCACAGUGGAUAUGACCACGGGUAUCGAAGCAGAGGAGUCAGAGGGGGGGCUGUCCCGGCGGCUGAAGAAACUGAUCGGACCACGCUACUACACACUGAGGAUACGGCUUGGCCUGCCUGGAAAAAUGGAUCGGCCAACUCAGGCCACAGGGAAAACCGUCACUGUGUGUGUGCUGCUGCUCUUCAUCUUUUUCUUUGCUUUCUGUUCCUUCAUUAUUUUUGGAGCGAGCUGCAUCGAACAGGGUCGUUGGUGGGCUUUGCUGCUAUUAAUUGUCCUCGUCAUCGUCAUUGCCCUGCUGAUUGUCAUCAUCCUUCAGCAGCCAGAGAACCCCAAGAGGCUGCCCUACAUGGCGCCCUGUGUGCCAUUUGUACCUGCUUCAGCCAUGCUGGUCAACAUCUACCUCAUGCUCAAACUGUCUGCCAUCACCUGGAUACGAUUUUCAAUCUGGUGCCUCGUGGGCGUUCUCAUCUAUUUCGGCUAUGGCAUGUGGAACAGCACGCUGGAGAUCACAGCCAGAGAAAACGAGGUGCAUGCCUCCACCUACCAGCGCUAUGAUCAGGGUGUGGAUGAAGGAUUCUGUGGCUUUGACGAUGACUUCUAUCCGCCUAGCACCGACACUUGGGGUGCACCGGAGGGGGGCUCAGAACUGACCGCCCCUCCUAAGGCCAAACCUGAAAGUGAUGGGGUUUCAUCGAAAGACGGAGGCAGAACCGUUGCUGAUAGUGGCCUUGCAGAGGAGGACCCAAUGGAUUUCUGAAGGGACUGACUUUCUGUUACCUUGAAUGUACUGCCUUGUCUGCUUGUGGGGGAAGGGAGGAGAACCGUGUGAGUGCACGACUGAUUGUGUGCGUGUGUGUGUGUGUGUGUUUGCAUGCCUGCACGUGUGUGUAUUCCUUUAGCUAUCAAACCCUUGGGCUAGAUUGUUUUUGUUUGCGAGGAACAGUUUGUUUUCGCCACACCGCUCCCACACAAGUAAGGACAUCAAGGCCAGGAGUGUCUCGACACAUUCCCACAUCAUUCAGUCACUUGACUCAACUUCCCACACAAAGUAAGGUCAGCUAGAACGGUGCUGAUAAAACAAGAGAUAAGAGAUAAUUGUGUAUCAUUGCACUGUGAAGAAAUGACAUUCUGUACUGGACAAGCUUUAAAUGUGUUUAGCUGGGAGUUAUGGGACGCAGGAGAGAAGAGAGGGAUGAGACGAGGCAGAUGAAUCAGCACCUCUCUUCCUGUUUCAGCAGACAGACAGGAAAGUUUGAUGACAGCAUGUGAAAAUCCUUUCCUUUAGCAAGGUUUUAUUUUCUCCGUCAUCAUUUUGUCAAAAGUCGAGGAACCUAAAUACUCUUUCAAAAAGCUUUCCUCAAAAUAGAAAACAAUAGUUUUUGUUUAAAGCAUCUAGCCCAAGGGAUUGAAAAAAGGAUUUGGAAAAGGGUUUUGAUGUUUUUUUGUGACAACUCGUUCUUGGACUUUGCUUGCAAUAGUGCCUUCAUCUACUGUGUGUCAGUUUGUGGUUCUGUCUGUUUUUUACUUUCAUUUUGCCUGCAUAUGUGUGGUGUCGGCUCGGUGUGCACUAAAACUCCACCUUUACAUCCAUUAUACUGUCCAUGUUUGUAUAUAAAGUAGGCUCUUCAAAACUUU
This is a messenger RNA of Austrofundulus limnaeus, 3360 nucleotides long. It is a transcript of the gene slc7a14a, whose product is annotated as solute carrier family 7 member 14a. The record is from RefSeq and is a predicted model, not a curated record. Gene Ontology annotation, biological process: transmembrane transport; amino acid transport. Lineage: Eukaryota; Metazoa; Chordata; Actinopteri; Cyprinodontiformes; Rivulidae. Gene Ontology annotation, molecular function: amino acid transmembrane transporter activity. Gene Ontology annotation, cellular component: plasma membrane.